Messenger RNA from Colletotrichum abscissum, 1833 nucleotides. RefSeq lists its product as uncharacterized. Bases 1 to 1833 code for a protein of 610 amino acids. The record is from RefSeq and is a predicted model, not a curated record. Lineage: Eukaryota; Fungi; Ascomycota; Sordariomycetes; Glomerellales; Glomerellaceae. The transcript is spliced from 5 exons.
AUGCCCCGCCGUCGCAAGCCGCCCCGGCCGGGCGCCCUCAACGACCUGCCCCCACUGCGCAUCGCUUCGCAGAUCGCGGCGUUACAAGGACUGUACUAUGCCGGAGCACUGGUGUUGAUGCUCUUCUCAGCGCUCGUCGCUGGUACGGGGUUCACGUUGGAUCUUGUCUUUGGGUGGGAGGCUGUUCGGGGGGAUACGACGCAGGGGUGGUUGGGAGCAUUCUUGUGGGUUCUGGAUGGGGGUUUCUGCAUGGCUGUCGCAAUCAUCAUCCUCAUCGGCCGUUCAAAGCUCGUACCCGACUUCGCGCUGACGAUGCAUGGUCUACACCUCGUUGUCACGAGCUUAUACACCGGCCGCAUCCCACGGAACGCAAUGUGGUGGGGUGCCAUGGCGGCCAGUUCGGGUAUCUGUGUAGCGUUGGCCGUUUGGGGGUCCAGAUACCGCGAGCUGAGGCCCAUAUCGUUCGGCGGUGGAGGCGGUGGAAAUACCGGGGGCGGUGCUGGGAGCAGUGGUGAUGGUGCCGCGCAAAAUGGUGGCACCGGAGACGAGGAGGAUGGGCUCGGGUUCUCCAGGGGACGUGGACGUGGAAGGGGGAGGGACGGGGAAAGCGGCCUCGCGUUACUCUCGCGUCUGAUUUUCUCUCGCAAGAUGGUCGAUUCUCUUUCUUCAAGUGCCAUGUACUCUCCUAUCUUGCUUUCACUGCGCAGGGCUCCGAUUGCUUCUAAUGAAGAAAGCAACGAUUCAAUAGAGCUGUCCCCUCAACAACCCUCAACACCCGUCGAAGAAGAAUGCGGUUAUUCUUUCCAGGAGACCAGAGAUAUGUCUAUGAACGACGAACAUAGGGCCUUCCUUGCCCCAAACAUGGUAGACAUCUCUGAUCAAGAGACUUUACACCCCACGUCAGUUUCGGAGGUGUCCUCGGUGGACUCGGAAGAAGAGCUUCCCCAACAGUUGACCUUGAAGCUUGCUGAGAACGAAGUCCCAAACCACGAGCAGCCAAAUACACCACCGAACAGCGGAUUAUCCGUAGAAUGGAUCUGGUCAGUGUGGUGGGUAGAGAUGUUCAGCAGCGUUCUAGCAUUGGAGUGCAUCUCUGCGAUAGUUAUUAUCCUAUCCGUUUACCGAGGGCAACCUCUUCCCAACUGGCCAAAGCUCAUAUCAAUCAACUCCUUGAUCGCCGUCUUCACGGCUGUGUUCAAAGCUGCGCUCAUACUUCCUGUCGCCGAAGGCUUAGGACAGUUGAAAUGGAACUGGUUCGAUCGAUCUCAAACGCUAGGUGAUCUCGUCUUGUUUGACAAUGCGAGUCGAGGGCCGUGGGGAUAUUUGGCUGGACUUGGUGCAUUCAUCACCGUUGCAGCCCUUGCAAUCGACGCUUUUUCCCAGGCUACAAUCAACCUUGGCUCUUGUGAUAUCACGGCAGAGUUCGGUAUAGCCGAAGUGUCUCGGACGAACAACUAUUCGGGCAAUCCUCAACAGCGCGACAGCUCCCUCGAUGCUGCCCCCAUCACCUCGAAUCAGAAAAUGCGGAAGGCUAUCAAUAAAGGUCUUGUGGACCCUGCAAAGGCUGGAGAGCUAAUCAACUUCGCCUGCACCUCUCGCAACUGCACAUUCACGCAAGACGGCGGAGGAGGCUACUUCUCGUCUCUCGGAAUAUGUUACUCUUGUAAAGACAUUACAGACAAAGCCGUCUUCGAACCUUUUACCAAUAGAUCAACACCGGCUUCCAACGUUUUGACGUGGUACCUUCCAUGGAGUAAAAACAAAACUGACGAGAGGAUCCUCCAAGGGGAAGGCGGUGGUACACUUCUGGGAUGGCACUUCGCGGGCGUCUAG